AUGUAUGGGUCAGCCAAACUGCUAUCCAUUAGCGUUUGGAACUCCGGCUGUUCUCAUGUUAAUAUCGACUGGUAAUUUUAAAUUUUUUAUCAAAUUUCUGUUAUACAGUCAAACCUCUUUAGCAUGACACUUAAGGGCUGGUCAAACCCUGUCUUUAUAAACAGAAUGUUACACUAUUCAGGUACUUUCUGAUAGAAGUUCUAUAAAAAAACGGGCAAGAAGCCGUGAUCAUAAAGUGGAUGUUAUACUAUUGAGGGUCACUCUAAACAGGUUUAAUUGUAUAUUUUUUAAAGGCUUUGACUUGCUUAUAGGGCUUAUAUUAUAGUAUAAUAAAGUGUUUUAUUGAAAGUUUUUACUUUUUAAAUUCAAGCAUCAAUAUGUCUGCUUUUAAAAUUUUUGUUUUUAGCAAUAUUUAUAUCAGGAAGUUGUGUAUACAAAAAGAAAAAGGUAAAGAAGACGGUGUUUGGUAACUUGUUCUGGGUUUUUAUUGUAAGUUUUUUAAUUUUGAAGCAUAAAUAUUGAUUUUCUACUUGUUAUACAACCUAACUUUUUUUAAAUUUUUAAAUAAUUUAAAAGUUUGCAGAACUCUAUAACCGGAAAAUUUAAAAGUUCAAAGAAAGCAGAUCAUUGGCUUGACUAUAGUUUAUAUAACCAUGAUUGCAGUACUACCGCUGACUGUUUAAAAAUUCAACGCAAAACUCAAAAUCCAACUGUUUGUGUAAAAAAGACAUUUAUUGAAGAUGUAAAAGCACUAGUAAAAGUGGUCGUCAUCUUUUUACCAUUGCCAGUUUACUGGGCUUUAAAUGAUCAACAGGGCUCUGUUUUUAUUAUUCAGGUAAGAACCAGCCUAAAGCAUAAACUAACACUGUAAAUUAUAGGCCCUUCAAAUGGAUUGCCGCUUAUGGGACAAUGUUCUUCUGUUACCGGAUCAAAUGUUGUUGGUCAAUGCACUGAUGGUUCUGGCGUUUAUACCAAUCCUUACACUCAUCGUAUAUCCAUUGGUUUCAAAAAUAGUCAAAGUAACGUAAGUGAAGAAGUAUUUUUAAAAUUGGCAAGAAUUGUGCUUUUUGAAAUUAAAAAAAUGAGUUUACUAUUAACGUUUCCAAAUUUAAAACCAGUUUCAGCUCUAGUUUCGGCUUUAUUUUUUUUACAUUUUAAUGUUAGUUUACGAGCCGUUUCGGAGCCGGAGCCAGGUCAUUUGCACUAAAAUUUGGAAUUUUCUUUCUCUGGGGGUAGCUUUAGAAUCUGAGCUUUGGAGUUUGAUCUGGCUUUGGAAUUUUUGGAAAUUGUAUUUAAUAUAGCAAAUAUGUUUUGAAUUUUACUUUUUUUCAUGCCAAUUUUAUAGGCCAUUACGUAAAAUGAGUGUUGGUGGCCUUGUAGCCGCUUCUGCGUUCAUUGUCUCUGCCUUUGUUCAGUUGGAAAUCAAUGUGGGUUUUUGUAAACUGUAAAACAGUAUUUAUAAAGAAAAACAGUACUUAUUAGCCAAACUUCUUUAGUAUGACUCUCAAAGGACUAGUCUAAAACUGCCAUUUUAACUAGGGUGUCACAAUAUCCAUAAUUUUUGGUAGGACGUUUAUUAUAAAGAGCGCGCUCGAGCGUUCAGAAAGCUGUUUUUGUAAAGAGAGGGUAGUACUAUUGAGGGUCAUACUAAAGAGGUUUUACUGUACUUUUAUACUUAAAAAAUAAAUUAUACUACACUUUUUUACUUUUAUGCUACAUAUGUUAAACUUCUCCAAACAAUGUAAAUCUUUAGAAAUCCUUAGCGCCUCAACCCCCACCCGGCUAUAGCUACAUUACUGUAAUCAACACAAGCAACUGCUCCUACAGUGUAACUUCUGACAACAAAACCAUUACGAUUCUAGAAGGUUCAAGUGUAGAGAAAUAUGAAGAUAUGUUUAUACAAAAACAAGGAUUUGACGUAUUUUACUUUAAACCAAAUGAAGAUUGCAUUAAUUCAAUACCUGAAAAAGUUACUUUUAAUGUUACUUUUGACUAUGGUUACUUACACAUCAGCGAAAACGGGGUUUUUAUGGCAGAAACAAGGACUGAUAAGCCUAUGUCUGGUAAUGGUGGGCAUUUUGUUGGGUAAGUGUGGGUGUUUAGUGUAAGUAUACCAUAUUCUAAAUUUAAAAAACAAUUUUUUUGUACAUUUAUGGUUAUUUUGGAUGAUACUAUACUUAAAUAUCGCCAGCCGGAAAAAUUUGAUAAUUUUUUUUGAAUUAUACGUUAUACUUGAUCUUACAAUAUUAACAGCCCUUAUUCUAGAGUAAUAGUAGCAACAGAUACAAAUAUGUAUCAAGACGGUAUAGCACUAUGUCGAGUUGAUGAAGAUAGUGCUAAUGAUGAUUUACAUUCUUGUAACUACGAUAAUCCAAAUGACUUUUACUAUUCUACUCAAUAUUAUGAUGAAGAUGAGAAGAACGACGUCGAAGAUGUUUAUGACUAUCAUACUACCACUAGCAAUGACAAAAAGGCAGUGGUAUUUAAAAACAAAGAUAUCAAACCUGGCAGGUAGGGCCUUGCAAUGUAAAAUGUAAAAAUACGGUUGGGUUAACUAAGGUGUUUAAAAAAUUAAAAAUACAAAAAGAAAUUUUAGCUGGAGACUAUACUACCUCAAUGGAAAUCCAAAAACAUCUACUAAAAACCUCACAGUAAAAUAUACAGGCUACCAGUACACACAAUAUCGACAAGGUGGUGUUUUCAUAGUCUCAUUGACUGGAGAACAUACUAAUCCAAACAUAAUGUUACAUCAAACUGUACCAAACAAUGGAGUUUCACUGUUGUGGCAAAUACCUCAACUUACUAUCAUAUCUAUAGCUGAAGUACUAAUUUCUGUCACUGGAUGGGAGUUCGCUUACAAUGAGGCCCUGCUUCUAUGA
Bursaphelenchus okinawaensis is the source of this 2879-nucleotide messenger RNA. Lineage: Eukaryota; Metazoa; Nematoda; Chromadorea; Rhabditida; Aphelenchoididae. The record is from the annotation of a GenBank genome assembly.